Molecule: messenger RNA, 396 nt
Organism: Penicillium odoratum
Lineage: Eukaryota; Fungi; Ascomycota; Eurotiomycetes; Eurotiales; Aspergillaceae
Product: cytochrome P450
Exons: 2
Coding region: 1-396 (131 amino acids)
Molecular function (GO): oxidoreductase activity, acting on paired donors, with incorporation or reduction of molecular oxygen; heme binding; monooxygenase activity
Source: RefSeq, a predicted model, not a curated record
AUGGAUGAAACCGAAUACGACGAACCUGAUAAAUUCAUACUGGAACGCUUCCUUGGCAACAAAUUUGGAUCAAAACCUCAAGUCACUGAUAAGCACCUUCGAACGAACUAUGGGUUUGGCGCAGGACGGCGUGUCUGUCCUGGUCAAAGACUCGCUGAAAACUCGCUGAUGCUUAACAUGGCCAAAAUAGUUUGGCUUUUCGACAUCAAUUAUACUUCUGCGGCUCCACAAGAUGUCGAUAUGAGCUCUGCCUUCUCUGAUGGGUUUAUUGCAGCACCUAAGAAGUUCCCUGUUGUGUUUGUUCCUCGUUCCAAACUGGGGGUGAAGGUUACUCGAGAUAAAUCCAAGAAAUCCGAGGGAUUUCUUGGCAGGUUUAGAAAUCGAGACGAAGCAUAA